AUGAAUCAACAUCCAGAAAAAAGAAAAAACGGUCGACCCGAAAAACGAGCAGAUAGGCGCUAUCCAAUUCUAUUAAUUUCCAUCGCCAUAUUAACCGUUCUUGGAAAUACUUUGGUUUUGAUUUUGACCUGGAGAGAAAAAUGUCUUCAUGAACCAAGCAAGUAUUUCGUUGCCUUUUUGGCUGCCGCUGAUCUUUUGGUUGGCAUCUUUGUCGCACUGCUGAGUUAUUAUGCCGUUCUUCUUUAUGAUCAGCCCAUCAGUACUCCUGUCUGUUCAUCUUUGUCGUUUUAUGACGUGAUAGACACCUUUGCAUUAACGACAUCUAUUUACACCCUGACAGUCAUAAGUUUCGAUAGAUAUCUCAAAAUCAGCAAGCCACUUCGGUACAAAACACGAAUGACAACUUCCACAACAAAAAAGUUACUUUUCCUCAUCGGUUUCGUCUCAGCCGUCAUCGCUACUUACAGCGCUACACCAUAUUCAGGAAGCCAUGGGCUUUUGGCAACCGGCAGCGGUGUUUGUUCGGGCAGCGAUGAAGGAGAAGUUUUCGAGACCUUUUUGUCAAUCAGUGCAUUUUUUUUACCUGAUACAAUAAUUUUGGUUAUGUAUGGUCUUAUAUUCAUUUUAGUUCAUAGGCGAAACAAAAAGCUCGUGAAUGGCGGAAAAAACGAACAACUUUACGACGAGAUUUGA
Molecule: messenger RNA, 693 nt
Organism: Dendronephthya gigantea
Lineage: Eukaryota; Metazoa; Cnidaria; Anthozoa; Malacalcyonacea; Nephtheidae
Product: 5-hydroxytryptamine receptor 1E-like
Biological process (GO): adenylate cyclase-activating adrenergic receptor signaling pathway
Cellular component (GO): membrane
Molecular function (GO): G protein-coupled receptor activity
Source: RefSeq, a predicted model, not a curated record